Clupea harengus (Atlantic herring) is the source of this 3979-nucleotide messenger RNA. RefSeq lists its product as uncharacterized. Bases 74 to 3979 code for a protein of 1301 amino acids. The record is from RefSeq and is a predicted model, not a curated record. The transcript has a single exon. NCBI's taxonomy places the organism in Eukaryota, Metazoa, Chordata, Actinopteri, Clupeiformes, Clupeidae.
AGACAUUGAACAUUUUUUGAUUGGCUUUGAGCGAAUAGCCAGUGCAAGUGGUUGCCCUAGAGCAGAGUGGGCAAUGCACUUAGUCCCGUUGCUUACGGGUAAGGCUAAGGCAGCUUAUAUAGCCAUGGACUUUGAAGAGACAAUGGACUAUGAUAAAGUCAAGAUAGCAAUCUUAGACAAAUUUGAGAUUAACCCAGAGACAUACAGGCAGCGCUUUCGCUCAUGGGAUGUGCGGCCAGAUGAAACACCCAAGGAACUGUAUGUUAGGCUCAAGGAGCUUUAUGAGAAAUGGGUGUGCCCAAGAGCUCAUUCCAAAGAAGAGAUUGGUGAGUUGCUUAUCCUUGAGCAGUUUCUCCAAAUGGUGAAUAGUGAAGUGCGUCUGUGGAUUAGGAAGCACAACCCCAGAACUGCCAAAGAAGCGGUCAGUCUGGCAGAUGCCUUCAUGUUAGCGCAAAGAGGCUCAAGACCAUACAAGUUGGGGCCAAGCCGGCCAUACAAUGCACCAACGCCAGGCCCAAGCCGUCCAUACAAUGCACCAACAUCAGGCAGGACAGAGGCUGGACAGACGGGGCGUGAGCAGAAGUGGCGUGAGCAGAAGUGGGAGCGGCCCAUACAGACCAACCGUGAAGAGUGGGUUUGUUAUCACUGUGGUCAGGCAGGCCACAUCAAGCCCAAUUGCCCUCUUCGAAAGCCUAAGGAUGGCCAGGUAUGUUGCAGGCCAAACGAUGGCAUCACUGAUUGUCUUGAGGAACAGUGGGAGUCCGUGGUGGAAGUGACCAUUAAGGAGGAGCAGCUUAAAGCUCUGGUUGACACGGGUAGCAGCCAAACCCUAGUGGGGGCUAAGUGGGUCCCAGAAGAUGCAAUCCAUAUAGAACACACUGUUAAGAUACGCUGUGUACAUGGAGAUGUUAUGACUUAUCCUACUGCUGACAUUUACAUGCAAAUUGGAGAGCAGGAGUAUCUGGUGUCGGUGGGGGUGGUCGAGCACUUACCAUAUCCAGUGGUGUUGGGAAGAGACCUCCCAGGGCUGUUGGAGCUGGUGGAGCCGGUGAAGUCCUGUAAUGUGGCUGUGACGAGGUCCAAAGCCAAGGAGAUGGAGAAAGAUGGGUUAUGGGAUGCAUUGCCAUUUUUUGAACCUCCAUUUAAGGUGCCGAAGACCAGGAGUCAGCGGAGACAGGACCGGUUCAGAGGGACGAAGGUCCAUGAGACGCUCCCAGCGCCUGACCCAGGUGAGCAUAACUCCUUUACCUUGCCACCUAACGUCAGAGAGCUGCAGAAUUCAGAUGAGACACUUAAUAACUGCUUUAAAGACUUAUGUGCAGACUCGGAGGGAAAUGGAGAAUCAGCCAAGUUCAGACUGAAGCAAGGGAUCUUGUAUCGCCAUGCAGAUGGAGGAGAGCAGCUGGUUGUACCUAAAUCACUCCGGGCCACCGUGUUAGGGCUGGGACACUCUGUGCCGUGGUCAGGUCACCUGGGGCAAAACAAGACGUGGGAGAGGGUUGCCAGAAGAUUUUAUUGGCCCAAUAUGUACACAGACCUCAUUGAGUUUUGCAAGACCUGUCCACAGUGCCAACUGGUAGCGCCAGGCCGCAAAGGUAACAGAGUGCCACUAAUACCUAUGCCUAUUAUUGAAGUUCCUUUUAGUAGGAUUGCUAUGGAUAUCGUGGGUCCCCUGGAGCGCAGCCGGAGAGGCAACCGCUACAUCCUGGUUAUUAUGGAUUAUGCCACAAAGUACCCAGAGGCAUUCCCCCUCCGACACAUCAAAGCCAGACAGGUAGCCAAUGCAUUGCUGCAACUGGUCACCAGGGUGGGGAUUCCACAGGAGGUACUGACAGACCAGGGCACCAACUUUACAUCCAAGUUGCUCAAGCAGGUUUAUCAGUACCUGGGCAUCAAAGCAAUCAAAACCACCCCCUAUCAUCCUCAAACUGAUGGGCUGGUGGAAAGAUUUAAUCAAACCUUAAAGAAUAUGUUGCGCAAGUUUGUGGCAGAUUCAGGUGCUGACUGGGACGAAUGGCUGCCAUACCUCCUUUUUGCCUAUCGAGAAGUCCCACAGGCUUCAACAGGCUUCUCCCCAUUUGAGCUCUUGUAUGGGAGGCAGGUGAGAGGUCCACUGGACAUCCUCAAGGAGGCGUGGGAAGGCCAGCAACCCCAGCAAGGUAUGAACAUCCUUUCAUAUGUACUGAAAAUGCGCAAUAAAAUGGAGUCUCUUGCAGAACAGGUUCAAGAGAAUAUGAGGACGGCCCAGGCAGUGCAGAAGCGCUGGUAUGACCAGACGGCGAGGGAACGCACAUUCAAGCCUGGACAACAAGUGUUGCUGUUGCUACCAACCGCUGAGAGCAGUCUCCUGGCGAAGUGGCAAGGACCCUUCACAGUGGAGCGGAAGGUAGGCACGGUAACGUAUGAAAUUCUUAUGCCAGGAAGAAGGAAGGGGAAGCAAAUCUUCCAUGUCAACAUGCUGAAGGAGUGGCGUCCUAGGGAGGCAGCAGUGGCGCAUCAUCUCUUGGCCAGGAGAGUGGACGAGGAAGAGGAGCAGGACGAGCAGUUUUUCCCGGUGGAGCAAGGACAUGAGGUGAGGUCAGAUCUGUCCCAUCUCUCCCCAGGGUGCCAACAGGAGCUGGAGGCGUGUAUCCCAGAGGGGCUUUUCACGGAGACUCCAGGGCGGACGCCGCUGGUGGAGCACCACAUCAGGCUCAAGGCACCAGGACCGGUGAGGUUGCCAGGAUACCGCAUCCCUGCUCAGCUCCUCCCGAAAAUCAGGCAAGAGGUGGAGACCAUGUUGGAGAUGGGCAUCAUUGAGCCCUCCCACAGUGAAUGGUCAUGCCCAAUUGUGCUAGUUCCUAAGAAGGAUGGAACCAUGAGAUUUUGCAUGGAUUUUAGAAAGUUGAAUUCGAUAUCUGCUUUUGACCCGUAUCCUAUGCCUAGGGUCGAUGAGCUGAUUGAUCGGUUGGGUUGUGCAAAGUACCUGACUACCCUGGACCUCAGCAAGGGAUAUUGGCAGGUACCCCUGGCUGCGGACACCAAAGAACUGACGGCGUUCAGAACUCCCUUUGGUUUCUAUCAGUACACCAUGAUGCCUUUUGGCCUGCAGGGGGCGCCAGCCACAUUUCAGCGCCUUAUGGAUAAGGUGCUGGAGGGGGCUCGGGAGUACGCGUCAGCGUACCUUGACGAUGUGGUGGUCUUCAGUCACACCUGGGAGGACCAUCUGACCCAUGUCCAGGAGGUGCUGAGGAGGAUCCAGGCCGCAGGACUGACAGUGAACCCCAAAAAGUGUGCCCUGGCUCAAGCAGAGGUGAAAUACCUGGGGUAUGUCAUCGGUGGAGGCACCGUGAAGCCUCAGCUCAGCAAGGUCAGUGCCAUUCUGGAAACCCCCAGACCAACCACGAAGAAGCAAGUGCGCUCUUUUCUGGGUGUUGUGGGCUGGUAUAGAAGGUUUGUUGAGAACUUUUCCAAUAGGGCAGCCCCUUUGAUUGAAUUGACCCGUAAGUCCAGUCCAAAUCAGGUGGUGUGGUCUGAAGACUGUGACAAAGCUUUUAAUGAUUUGAGAAGUUGUUUGUGCAGUGACCCUAUUUUACAGAACCCUGACUUCAGCCAGCCGUUCACCGUGCAGACGGACGCGUCUGGAGUGGGCCUUGGUGCUGUGCUGCUGCAGGGGGAGGUAGGAGAACAAAAGCCGGUGGUGUACCUCAGCCGGAAGCUCUUCCCGAGGGAACUCCGGUAUUCCACCGUGGAGAAGGAGUGCUUGGCGUUAAAGUGGGCCGUGGACUCGCUGAAGUACUACUUGAUGGGGAAGGACUUCAUCCUGGAGACGGACCACCGUGCUUUGAAAUGGCUACACCGGAUGAAGGAUACCAACUCCAGGGUCACCCGGUGGUACCUAGCACUGCAGCCCUUCAACUUCGAAGUCCGGUACAGGGCUGGACCUGAGAACACAACGGCGGAUUACCUUUCUCGGGUUUUCGAGGACGAAAAUCCUUGA